AGGGAGGAGCGAUCGUAGUAUUUCUCCUCAUUUCAAAUCCCUGUCGUGGCAGCCCGGCCAGAGCACUUUUCUCCCCCCUAGAAACCAAGUGGUAAAACAACCAAGAUCGAGAGCUUAGUGCAUGUCCUAAAUACCGAAAGGAGGACUUUAGGAGGAGGAACCAUUAGUUUGAAGGAACGCUGUGGUGGUAUCGGCUCAACGUGUUCACUCGUGUCUCUGCACUACACUGGAUACGCGAACCGCCUGGACGCUUUGACUUCUCCGGAUCACUCUCAAAACCCGCCAAACAUUCACAAGAACUUGAAGCUGAACAGGAGUGUGUGUUAAACCGCUGAGUCAGCGGUGGGUUUUGCCAAACACUACACAAAUACGUCCAUGGAUCGCGAUCAACAUCUCUGUGCUGGAAGAUCGGAAGGUUGGCUGCCUUUCUCUCGGCUGUGACGCGCCUUCAUAACUUAACCAUUCAUUCAGCAACGCACGGAUCCUUGACACCACGGUGGCGGCCUACAGUUCCAGAGAUCCCAGGCCUGGGGAAAUCAUUAACCAGAGACAACACACAACAGGACACUGACCUCAUCGUAUAUUGUCACAUUAUCGCUGUGCGUCUGGGUCGGAGAGUGAGGCGGGCUUGGUUGCGGGCGUCGCUCCGCAGAGCCGUCCGAUGACUGUCUGACUCAUCACAACCCGCGAAUGACAGGCGUGCAUUCGAGGGUGGGGCCCGCCUCAGUCUCACAUGAUUGGUCGCUGGAUGGAAAUAAGGUGAAUGGAACACAUGCCCAAGGAGCAGGACACAAACCAAUCAGAGGGAGAAGAGAAACGGUGGCUCGAUGGCCCGAAAAGGAAGAGAAAGAACAGCCAGUGUUCGAUGAAGAGCAUGUCGGGGUAUAUCCCCAGCUACCUGGAGAAGGAUGAGCCAUGUGUGGUGUGUGGGGACAAAGCAACCGGCUAUCACUACCGCUGUAUCACCUGCGAAGGUUGCAAGGGAUUUUUCAGGCGCACCAUCCAGAAGAACCUCCACCCAUCUUACUCCUGUAAAUACGAUGGCUGCUGCAUCAUCGACAAGAUCACCCGGAACCAAUGCCAGCUGUGUCGCUUUAAGAAAUGCAUCGACGUGGGCAUGGCAAUGGAUCUGGUUCUGGACGAUUCCAAACGGGUUGCGAAGAGACGUCUCAUUGAGGAGAACCGUGAAAAGAGGAAGAAGGAGGAGAUAGUGAAGUCUUUGCAGAAUCGGCCAGAACCCAGCAGCUCAGAGUGGGAGUUGAUUCGCAUGGUGACAGAAGCUCACCGUCAUACCAACGCACAGGGCUCUCACUGGAAACAGAAGCGCAAGUUCCUGCCGGAGGACAUUGGACAAUCUCCAGUUGCCCCCACAUCAGACGGGGACAAAGUAGAUCUGGAAGCCUUCAGCGAGUUCACCAAGAUCAUCACACCGGCCAUCACACGCGUCGUCGACUUUGCCAAAAAACUGUCCAUGUUUUCGGAGCUGCCUUGUGAGGAUCAGAUCAUUUUGCUGAAGGGCUGCUGUAUGGAGAUCAUGUCCUUGCGUGCUGCGGUCCGGUAUGACCCUGAAAGCGAGACCCUGACACUCAGCGGAGAGAUGGCCGUCAAGCGAGAGCAGCUGAAGAACGGAGGCCUGGGCGUGGUGUCUGAUGCCAUCUUCGACCUGGGCAAGAGCCUGGCGCAGUUCAACCUGGACGACUCCGAAGUGGCCCUGCUACAGGCCGUACUGCUCAUGAGCUCAGAUCGCACAGGCCUGACAUGCAUGGAGAAGAUCGAGAAUUGUCAGGAGAUGUUCCUCCUGGCGUUCGAACACUACAUCAACUAUCGCAAGCACAACAUUCCCCAUUUCUGGCCCAAGCUGCUGAUGAAGGUGACGGACCUGCGCAUGAUCGGAGCCUGCCACGCCAGUCGCUUCCUGCACAUGAAGGUGGAAUGCCCCACCGAACUCUUCCCUCCGCUUUUCCUGGAGGUCUUUGAGGAUCAGGAGGUGUGAGGUUGCCGAGGAGCCGCGGCAGGAGAAUCAGGAACUUUUUUUCGAAACCGUGUUUCUCACCCCUUCUCACGGCCCUCCACGCACCAAACUCACCAGCAGCAGCUGCAUAGGUGGGGGUCCUCACCAAAACGGCUUUCAUACGGGGUUUCAGCCGACAGCUUUUUUUUACAGAAUGCUCAGCCCUCCCCGUCUACCAAACUCUGUGCGCUUGGCCCUUCUGUCUGUGUAUAAUGUCUUAUAUCAACACCGUAGACACACAACAUACAGAUAUAUAAACACACUCACUCUCAAGUCAAGUACAGACUAAAAACCUCCAGAGAGGUUAUAUACAUUACACAAACAGACACUGCACUGCUGUCAUGACUUCUCUGUAAUUCAGAGCUCGGAGGAGAAUGUCAACUCCGUCUGCUAAGACUGGACGGCGAGGGCUUCGCUGGCAUACGCUGCGUCGCAGCUCACAUAGAUUCCUCUCACCAGUUUGUGAAGUGGUCAGUUAAUUUCAGCCGUCUCGAGAGGUUACAGUACAGUAUAUACCCACCGCAGAUACUUCGAGUCCGCCCUAACGCGGAGCUUUCUGAACGGACCUCAUUAUUCUCUUGCUUGCUCAAUUGAGCCUGUGUGUUGGAGAUUUCUGAACCAAAUCAGGUGCUAUAUUUAACUCAAGCUUCUCAAAAUGAUUUGGGACCUUUAGAGAACACACCCUCCCUACGGCUUUUCAGUGCACGCUCGGGGGUGCCGCUCACGAAUGCCGUGUGCGCGCCGCUUUGUGCUCCGUCACGCUGGCCCUUUCAGAAUGAUAAAUGAGCUCUUCUGUCUCUCACGAAAGUCACGCAGAGAGAGAGAGAGAAGGGAUAGGUUUCACCCCCGAGAUUUGUUGACACGCAUCUGAAUGGCACUGAAUUGUAUGUUUUGCAGGUGUUGGGAGGGAGUCAGUAUUAAAAUCCUCUCGGACCCAGCACACACACACACAAUUAUACUCAAACACACCUCAAAACUCGGAUGCCUCAUUUUUACUGUAUGCACUAUGGCGCUGUUGUUCCGGACCCCCAUGCGGGGCUUUGGCGGUCCGGUCCAGCCCCUCUGUGCGCCGCUCAGAUGCUACUGUUGCCCGGUCUGUGUGAAAACACAUACACACUCCUAACGGGCCCUGGUAGACUGGCUGUUGUUGUUUUUCUUUUGUUUGUUUGUUUGUUUUACCUCAAACGUGGGCACACCUCCAGCUGGCUGUGGAUCCAAGACUGCCUCUGUGCUGACAGGUUCUACCUCACCUCUGAACGCAGGGCAGCUACACACCCUCAGCCUCCUCACACACAAACACACACACACUGACAGCCAUAAAACAACACAAGAGGAGGAAAAAACUUUCUCAGACUCUCUCAGUUGUCACACAGUUGUAAUACCACUGAAGACAGGAGGGCCCGCCAUUCCUUUUCGUAGCCUGUCAGACUCCAGGUUUCUUAACUCUGGGCUGAGAGAAAAAAUUCUGUAUUUCUGUUCUUUGCGUGUGGGACCACGUGUCACUUUGAAAAUUCCGUCAAAACGGGAGCUCAUUUCGGCUGACAGCGAACUCGACCGUACAAGCCGCUGACAAUGAAGAGGAGCUGAGCAGAGAGUUCGAACGUGUGAGAAGAUGGACCCAAGGAGGCCAGGGCCUAAACCGAAUGGGUCUAUCGCCGUUUUUUCGAUUUCAUUAUUUCAGAACCAAACAAAGAUCGACUGCAAGUCGAGUGAGGCUGGUUUCUUCAGGGUGCUGGAGAGAGAAAAAAGGAGGAGGGACAGGGGAGUUGGGGCAACUAAGAGCACUUAGCUUUGAAAGAGGCUUCAUGGACAAUUCCCGAGGCACCUCCAAGGGGUUUUUGCACUAAGGCAUGAUGGGAAACACCCCCCUCCCCUCGCUUUUCCACAGCGGCUGAUUGGUGUUUAAGGCGUGCACUCUUUCCAAAGGACACUUCCCCAUCCUCUCUGUCAAACAUAGGCCACACCUCCAUGUGCUCUUGGCCACACCCUCAGAGUCAGUAUUAAGUCAACUAGUUUUUCUCUCAGCAACAAAUGGUGGAACGGUCUUACACACACACACACACCCUUUGUCCUCGCCCCUUUGAAGCCAGCUGUGGCUUUAGAUGAUCACCAAACAGAAACGGACCUUUCCCUUGUGUGACAAGGGAGCAGCCGUAGCCAUGCAAGGAAUGGCAGCACCGCAUGAAUGUGAACGAGGAUGAAAGAGGAUCCUCGCUCUAUAAUGGGAGGUUGCAAAGCAAAGAAGACAGCCAAUCGUGGGCUGCUGAUCACAAUGAAUGGAGGUAAAACCAGGAUAAACCCAGGACGGUUGCGUGUCCACCUGAACCUCACACAGUUCAUCGCCAAGAGGGAAGCAGCAUUCGGAAAAUGGCGACGGAGGUUCUGAUUGGCUGAUAGCGGAGGGUUGAUGCUGCUUUACCUUUUGAAUUUUAUUCGAGAGAAAGAGUUAAAAAAGAUGAUGCAAAUAAUUACAAACCCAAAAAAACAAAUUAUAAAGAUGACUCCAGAACAAAGUUAAAAUGGAGCUGAUUAAGCUGUUGGUUUUGUUCAGUUUUCUUUUUAUGUUUUUAACUAAAAUAAUGUGUUUGUUCGUUUUUGAUGCUUAACUGCUCUAUGUAAGAGAGAAAACAACAGCCGUAGUCACUUUUUUGACCAUGCGUGCAGUGUAAACUAGACGAAAUGUCACCUGUUUUUCACCUCACUAUAGUUUGUAUUGAUAAGUCAACUGCUCUGUUUGUCUGUGUAUCUGUCCUUUGUCCGUCUUUUUAUCAAGAGGAAUUUACAACAAGAAAACAGGAAUAUUUUCUUUUUUAUAUUUUGUUUUCUUUUUUUAUGAAAGAAGACUAGAAAAUGAGAAUACAAAAAAAGGAAAAAAAACUGAAACACAAUCUACUCAUACCUCACACAACACAAUGCUUAAAUGAACUUGAGAAGAGUUGUUCUCUGUAUGGCACUUGUGUCCGAGUGCAUCCAAUGUGUCGAACCGUACGACGGGGUGCGCGCGCUUGUUGCGCGUGAGCAUUCAUGAGAUCGCAGAAACACGUGGCUUCCUCUUCAGGCUUCAAUGCGAGAGCCCAUUUACGUUGGUUUCAAACAUGGCUUAUUGAUUCAGACAGGAAUCGGCGCGAAGGCUGAAGGUGAAGUUGUGUGUAUCUGUGACAGCAGAGGGUGCUUCAUGGUAUUGAAUGUAGCUGACAGAACAAGAACCUCACUUCAGGUCACCAGCAGAGUGGACAGUACUGUCAAAAUGAUGUUACACAAACAACUUACUAAGCAUAUAUUGCCCGCCUUCGAGGUGCAAUACUUUGUUCAGUUUUGUUCUGUUGAUUUACUUUUCUUUUUUGUACUUGUACAAUGUUUUGGCCAUAACCAAGGAUGUAAAUACAAAACGAAGAUAUUUAAAUCACUAUAUGUUAACCAUAUGCAACUUCACAUACUGGAUGUUGAGGGCCAGAACCGAGCCACGCCGGCUGAUCCCGAUAGUUUGUAAAGUAAAAAGAAAACCGCUUACGUAGCUCUGUAAAUGCUUCGCACAUGUGUACGUGUGCUUUUAUGUGCACUCGCAAGCGCGCAUGUAAGAUACUGAUAUGAAGAAGUGCCCCAUGAAAUUAACAAUCCGACCCCGUGCCUCAGCUUACCUCCCUCCGCCCUGCGCUUAUACCAUGUUAAUGGCAUGCUGACCGCUCUUUUCCAACAGGGUCAUGAUGGUUGAUCUGUAGGUUAGAUGGUAGAGAUGUACAAAAAGAGGCAUUCAGAGAAUGAGGAAGAGCUUUAUACCCCCAAAACAAUGUCUGGUACCCAGAAGCACUUAUAUAGCUGGCCGACCCACUGCCAAUUCGAUUUCUCAGGCUCCUAGAGCUCCAUGCGUCCAUACACAUUUGCACAUGCGCUUAACAGAAAUGAGGAGAACAGUAGAUACUGGUUUUGUUUUUUAUUUGCUUUGGUGGUGGUUUUGUUUUGUUUCAUACCCUUUAAACAAAUGUUCAUUUUUGUGUUUUCUUUUUUCUUCAAAGAGAAGGAAAAAAUGCCCAGUAGCAAGAAUGUCUAUGCAAUGCUCUACCCUCUGAUAGCAUGCUGGCCGUUCCAUUAAGCCCCGGUAAAUGGGCGUGUCUAACACUCCCACCUCAAAGCCCCACCCACUGCAACUGCAUGAGCCUCAGUGAGUUUGUCUGUUCAUCAGUCAGUCGAUCUCAUAGACAUGGGAAGGAACACCGAACCUGCUGCCCGAGAUCUGCUCUGUUAAACGGAGCCAGAGACCUCACAAACACGGGCGGCAGCUCAACUCUCCGCUGAUCUUCGAUGUCAUCCGCUGUUGUUUGUAUGAAUGUGUUUGUGUAAAACGCUCUCUUGGUUUGGUGGAUUGGUAUUGCCUAUUAGAAACCAAAAAAGUCAACAUUGUGGCCCACUUUAGCUGGAUUUGAUAACAGAUUAAAGCUGGUGAAUGAAACAUCUCCAAUGAGCUGAAGUGAUCAAUAAAUGCUCUUACUGUUUUUUUAUUAACCAGUUAUAGACACUUACUUGGCUUACAGUACUUAGUAGUGGUACUUGAAUCUACCAAUGUUAAAGCUGAAGUGUUUAAUUUUGUUAAAAUGUAUUAUGCAAUUAUAUAAAAUGUAUUAGUAUGCAGAGAAAGGUUAGCUUUAUUUUAUUUAAGUGCGAGUAUUGAAACUAGUAUACAAAAUUGACAACCAAUGGCAUGAGAUUUGGGCGGAACUAUCUGGCCAACCAAUUGCAAGUAGAGAAAUUGUUUAGGAAAAAUGAUAGAAUCACAAUAUUUUCAAUUGUAUUUGGUGAUGCUAUUAACACAGAAAUUACACACUUUAGCUUUAACAUACAAGGCGUCUGGAGAGCAUGCAGUUCAGCAACUGGAUUUUAACAAGUGCACCACAUUCAUAAAAUCGAGAUGCACAAACCCAACUGUCGAGUUUAACUAGCCGCUCUCGACACUGUGAUGUCAAAGCCCUCAAUUUCGGUGCACUACUGCUAAGUUGAAUGUAAGUGUCUUAAAAUGAUUCGAUUUGUGUUCUUGAAUAUGUUGAAGUGUGUUGAAAAUGCACCCAGCCAUGAGAGUGUGCGCAGAGAGCGGGGAAGGUGUCCAAAACAUGUUUCAAAUGAGACUGGAAAGGAAAGCUAUUGAAGGAUUCUCUCAGGUAUCAACAAAAUAAAAAAGAUGAAAAAAGAAAUAUAACAAACUUUUUUUAAUAAAUGUUGAAAAAUUCCAGCCACACCCUUUUGUUAGCUCAUCAUUCUUUGCUCUCUGAGUUUAUGAUGUGCUGUUUGUGUCCUGUGGUCUUUUUCCAUUUAUUGUUCAUCAUAUUUUUCUCUCGCCGCACUACACACAUUUCUCCUGCACUCCAUCUUGGGGCUGGUUCAAAUGAGCUUGUAACAGGCUGUCAUAUAAAGUUUCAGCAGUGAAACACAUCUCUGCUCAUGUCAACAUUUAAGCCGUGAGCCCGUAUUUCUGCAAAACAGUUCUUGAUACGAGCAAGAGGCAAAAGGUCAAAUUAAUUAUGUUUUAUAUGAAAAACUGUCCAGCAGAUUCAGACAACGCUGUUUUAAAAUGUGAACAACCUGUCACAUGCAAUUUUAUCAUCCGUUUCCUUAUCUUAAGGUAAAAGGUUAAAUGUUCAUAUUCAUGGAAAGGAUCCUACUUAAAGACCUCAUGAGUUCGCUUGACAAUUGUUGUUUUCUGUCGUAUGUUGACAUUUUUGCAUCACAGACCAAUUUUUGGUCUAGAGGGCAUACGAUAAAGUAUUUGUAGCGCAAGUUAUCAAUACGUUUGGUUUGUUUUCCUUAAAGAGAAAGGAGAAAUAAUGUGAAUUUUGUCAAUAGGAGUACAUUAGCAUACAGCUAAUAUUAAAGCUAAUAGACACAAAAUUACAUUUUUGUUUUCGUGGGGUCUUUAAUGACCAUCAAAAUAUCCAUCAUUUGGACUUUGUGUGCAUGUUUUUGUGCUGUGAAUAUGUGCCAGCUGGUGGUUGUGAGCGUGUUUGUGCAUCUGUUUUGUAGCGAUCCUGUGGCUGAAUUUGCUGACUGAGUCUUUUGUUGUUGGACCUUCGAGCAUGCAUUGAGGCUCUUUUGAUGCAGUAAAGAAACAAAUACCAUUUAAAACUGAGAGUAUUUCUUUGAGGAAUGCACACUGAGGGUGUUACAUGUUGGUGAAGGACAGCGGAGUUCAAUGAUUUGCAUUUAGUUCCAACUUCAAGCAGAAUCACUAAUGAUUUUCAGUCGCUAAUGGAACAUUUGUUUUACUCUAUCACAUGAACAGCACAUUCAUUGGUCGAGGCGGUUGCUGUUCCCCUUGUGCUUUUUGUAUUGAGUGAAGUUCGCGUACUUGAAGGUACAGUCAUGAUUUGCUCGUGGGCUCCAGAGACAAUGUCAUCCGAUGUAAUUAAACGCUAAUUGGAAAGUAAUUCCUCCUCAUUAAAAAAAGAGAAGCAGUCCAACUCUAUGCCGUUUACUUGGAAAGGAGAUGACUUUAUUUUGGCAGCGUAGCCUGAAAACGGUUCUCAGCUAGUUUGGAGAUGGCAUUUAAGUGGUGCUAGUAGUCCUUAAUAUAAAUUCUGAGAUAUAAGCUGUCAUCCCCUCAACCAAAUUUCCUGCUUGAAUGUUUUGUGUUUUUGUGCGGUUGGUAUUGUCUACAGAAAUAUUUUAUUUCAAAUGCAUAAACAGAGAGGAAUGUGCAGAUGUGUUUAGCCAGUCACACAAGAACCUAUUUUUAUGGCCAAUAUUUGUGAUGGUAAUAUUAUGCAAAGAAAGCUACGUCUUGGAAAUUCUUAUGCAAAGUUUGUCAGGUCUUUUUAAACGGCUGCUUUCGAAUCGGCUUGCUCAGGUUUAUUUUCAGGACGUUUAUCAAACUUGUUUGUUGGAUGUUUUUAAAAAACGACAUUCGUGGAAUGAAAUGUAUCUCACAAUACAGGUGCAAACAAAAAGGUUCAUAUAUCAAGGUUUUUCUUUCUAGUUAUUUGUGUACACCUGAUUUAUAUGGAUUACAAUGCACACAUGCACGUCUUGUUAUGUUGUCAUUCUUGUCUCAGUGGUCCGCUGGUUAUUUGCCAAAUCUUUCAUGUGUUUGAUCUAUUUUGUAUUGAAUGAGGAGACAAACCAGUAUAGUUUAUAAAGUAAGUUAAAUCUUCAUAUAUCUGGGUUGUUGUUUUUUUAAUCCCAGCAAAAACAGUUCACUUUUGGUCACCAAUAAACUAUAGUCAAAAUGACUACAGGACCUUAAAUAAUAUAUUCACUGCCUACUUUUGUG
This is a messenger RNA of Triplophysa rosa, 9266 nucleotides long. RefSeq names its product thyroid hormone receptor alpha b (gene thrab). The coding region runs from base 764 to 1993 and encodes 409 amino acids. Gene Ontology annotation, molecular function: nuclear receptor activity; zinc ion binding; RNA polymerase II cis-regulatory region sequence-specific DNA binding. Gene Ontology annotation, biological process: retinoic acid receptor signaling pathway; cell differentiation; positive regulation of transcription by RNA polymerase II. The transcript has 11 exons. The record is from RefSeq and is a predicted model, not a curated record. Lineage: Eukaryota; Metazoa; Chordata; Actinopteri; Cypriniformes; Nemacheilidae.